UCUGUUAAUUUGUUCGUGAUGUAGCUGUAGAAAACUAUAGUUUUCUGUAAGCUAUAUUUUUUGUUAUCUAAAAAUGCAGUAAUUAAAUGAUUAUAUAUAUGUUGGUGUUAUUUUGGGUUGGUACAGUGAAUGCAUUUCCAAAGGAUGACCCAAGCAAACCUUGCAAGUUCACUGCCUUUUUGGGUUACAAGGCUGGCAUGACACACAUUGUUCGAGAGGUCGAAAAACCCGGAUCAAAGCUUCACAAGAAAGAGACGUGUGAAGCUGUCACGAUCAUUGAAACCCCUCCUAUGGUGAUUGCUUGUGUUGUUGGAUAUGUCAAGACACCUCGUGGUCUCCGCAGCUUGAACACUGUAUGGGCUCAGCAUCUGAGUGAGGAAGUCAAGCGUAGGUUCUACAAGCACUGGUACAAGUCCAAGAAGAAGGCUUUCACCAAGUACUCAAAGCAGUACGAGAGUGAAGAAGGGAAGAAGAGUAUUGAGGCUCAAUUGGAAAAGAUUAAGAAAUAUGCUACUGUUGUCAGGGUUUUGGCGCACACUCAGGUUUUAACAAUGUUUCAUUUAAUCAGGGGUUUGUGGUUUGAAAUAUCAGCGGUGGAGAGUGGGUUCCUUCUGGAUCCUCAUCGAGCUGCUUCCCGGCGAAGAUGA
This is a messenger RNA of Hibiscus syriacus, 647 nucleotides long. Its product is annotated as 60S ribosomal protein L3-1-like. Gene Ontology annotation, biological process: translation; ribosomal large subunit assembly. Bases 87 to 647 code for a protein of 186 amino acids. The record is from RefSeq and is a predicted model, not a curated record. Gene Ontology annotation, cellular component: ribosome; cytosolic large ribosomal subunit. NCBI's taxonomy places the organism in Eukaryota, Viridiplantae, Streptophyta, Magnoliopsida, Malvales, Malvaceae. Gene Ontology annotation, molecular function: RNA binding; structural constituent of ribosome. The transcript is spliced from 3 exons.